Messenger RNA from Vigna umbellata (rice bean), 1309 nucleotides. Its product is annotated as S-type anion channel SLAH2-like. Gene Ontology annotation, biological process: intracellular monoatomic ion homeostasis; transmembrane transport. Gene Ontology annotation, cellular component: membrane. The record is from RefSeq and is a predicted model, not a curated record. Gene Ontology annotation, molecular function: voltage-gated monoatomic anion channel activity. NCBI's taxonomy places the organism in Eukaryota, Viridiplantae, Streptophyta, Magnoliopsida, Fabales, Fabaceae.
AGUAAGUUAACCAUUGGCGUUUACCUAAUGAAUUUUACACUUUGAUUUACUCUUUCAGAAGUCUUCAGAAGAGAUGGUGCCUCCUCAGGACAAGCAGUGGCCAUUCCUUCUUCGGUUUCCGAUUUCAUCUUUUGGUAUUUGUCUAGGAGUUAGCAGUCAAGCAAUUCUAUGGAAAGCAUUGGCCACGUCACCUUCCACUGAAUUUCUUCACAUAACUCCGAAAAUAAAUUUCGUGCUAUGGCUUAUCUCUGUUGCUGUUGUUGCUACUAUUUUCGCCAUCUAUCUGUUCAAAAUGAUUCUCUAUUUUGAAGCAGUUCGCCGCGAGUACCAUCAUGCAGUUCGUGUUAACUUCUUCUUUGCCCCAUGGAUAUCCCUCUUGUUCUUAGCUCUUGGAGUUCCUUCAUCGUUUGCAAAAGAAUUGCAUCAUGCGGUUUGGUACAUUCUAAUGAUUCCAUUGUUCUUCCUUAUGUUAAAGAUAUAUGGACAGUGGAUGUUUGGGGGCAAAAGGAAGCUCUCAAAGGUUGCCAAUCCAACAAAUAUGCUAGCACUUGUUGGAAAUUUUGUGGGAGCCUUAUUGGGUGCAUCUAUGGGCCUAAGAGAAGGACCUAUUUUUUUCUUGACUCUUGGACUUGCACAUUAUAUGGUGAUAUUUGUAACUCUCUCACAGAUGCUACCAACAAAUAAGACCAUCCCCAGGGACCUCCAUCCAGUGUUCUUUCUUUUGGUUGCACCACCCAGUGUUGCUUCUUUGGCAUUGGCCAAGAUUCAGGGUUCUUUUCAUUUGGAAUCUCGGAUUUUCUAUUUCACUUCCAUGUUCCUAUAUCUCACGCUGGCUGUUCGGGUCAAUCUUUUCAGAGGACUCAAAUUCUCAAUCUCAUGGUGGGCCUACACUUUUCCAAUGACUGCUGCUGCAAUUGCUACCAUAAACUACACAAAUCAAGUCACAAACGUUGUAACUCAAACUCUGAGUGUAAUAUUGAGUCUCGUUUCUACAUUCGUAGUAGCAACAGUGCUUGUCUCGACUAUUGUGCAUGCCUUUGUCCUCCGAGACCUCUUUCCCGAUGACCUUGCCAUUGCCACAAGUGAGAGAAAGCAAAAAACUCAUAAGAAACGCUUCCCUUUAGGAUUUGGAAGCCACGGACGUGCCAAAAAGACUGAAAAUUACUUGAAGUUUGUGAACUCGGAUAAAAAUGAUUUAGUUUAGAAGCUUCUUUGACAACAACAUACUCCAAUAUUUCAAGGAAUUCAUCAUCUGCGUGAGUAUUUAGAUCUCUCAAACGAGUAAGAAAAUAAUGAGCACAACCAACAU